UUCCCGUAUUGAACGACCAAUUUUGACGCUCGGCCCGAAGAAGUUGAAAUCUGAAGCCCGUAACCGAUCGGAGUCUUCAAAACAAAGAAGAGGGAUCUAUUUCUCUUUGGUAAGGGAAGAACUCCGCUUCUGAUAGGCUAAUGGAGAAUCCAAAGCCUGAGGAGGAGAAGUUAGACAGCGACAGACCGGUGCGGGUUUACGCCGAUGGCAUAUACGAUCUCUUCCACUUCGGCCAUGCACGGUCCCUCGAGCAGGCCAAGAAACUAUUUCCAAACACUUAUCUUCUUGUGGGAUGCUGUAAUGACGAACUUACAUAUAGAUACAAGGGCAAGACUGUUAUGACUGAGUCUGAACGUUAUGAAUCGCUUCGACAUUGCAGGUGGGUUGAUGAAGUUAUUCCAGAUGCUCCUUGGGUUAUCACUAAGGAGUUCCUUGACAAGCACAAGAUUGAUUAUGUAGCUCAUGAUUCUCUCCCAUAUGCUGAUGCAAGUGGAGCUGGAAAGGAUGUUUAUGAAUUUGUCAAAUCUGUUGGAAAAUUUAAGGAGACAAAGCGUACAGAUGGCAUCUCGACAUCUGACGUUAUAAUGAGGAUGCUCAAAGAUUACAACCAGUAUGUGAUGCGGAACUUGGCGCGUGGUUACACAAGGGAAGAGCUCGGUGUCAGCUAUGUCAAGGAAAAGAGGUUGAGAGUAAACAUGGGUUUAGAAAAGUUGCUUGAAAAAAUGAAGCAGCAGCAGGAAAAAGUAGGAGAGAAGCUGAGCACGGUGGCUAAAGUUGCUGGCGUACUGCAUGAUGAAUGGGUGGAGAAUGCAGAUCGCUGGGUUGCUGGGUUCCUUGAAAAGUUUGAGGAAGGCUGCCAUUCUAUGGGAACAGCCAUUAAAGAGAGAAUCCAAGAGAAGCUAAUGGCUCAGUCGAGAGACUUCACUCUCAUGCAGUAUGACUCAGAGUAGCUGAACUUGAAAAUUGGCUGCAAUCGUUAAGAGUUUUGGUGCACUGUAGUUUGUUAAUCUGUAGUGAUUUCCUAUCCAGAGGAGGAAAGUUCAAAGCCCUAAUGGAAUUUUUUCUUUCUUCAUGUAAUAAUGCUGAUUGAUCUGAUUAUUAUUAAACAUUUAUGUAUCUGCAAUAUGUUUGCCAGAAUUUCCGUUUGGUUGAGUUGAUAUUUAUGUUACAACUCUGCAUGAUUGCAGAAUGGUGGAAUAUAGUGAUAUUGUCAAACAUUUUAUUACAGAAGAUAUGUUUUUUUUUU
This is a messenger RNA of Dendrobium catenatum, 1246 nucleotides long. RefSeq names its product choline-phosphate cytidylyltransferase 2. Gene Ontology annotation, molecular function: choline-phosphate cytidylyltransferase activity; phosphatidylcholine binding. The transcript has 8 exons. NCBI's taxonomy places the organism in Eukaryota, Viridiplantae, Streptophyta, Magnoliopsida, Asparagales, Orchidaceae. The record is from RefSeq and is a predicted model, not a curated record. Bases 141 to 950 code for a protein of 269 amino acids. Gene Ontology annotation, biological process: CDP-choline pathway.